AUGGCUUCAGAGACUCUUAAAGACUUGGAGACAAGAGAGCCCUGGUUUGCUGCUGCUGCUCUCCAGCGUGCUGCGCUGCUGCUGUCCCUGGCUCGCUGGGGCGAAGCAGCAGCAGCAGCUGCUGCUGCUGCUACCGUGACUCCUGCUGCUCCUGCUGCUGCUGCUGCAGCUGCUGCACCCCACACUCCAAGGGGAAAGGGACAGCUGGAAAGACCUGCUUCUUUGCUGCUGCUGCUGCUGCGGCUCUGCGCCGGAGAGGAGACAAACGAGACACUCGAGGAAAAUAGCAGCAACAGCAGCAGCAGCAGCAGCAGCAGCAGCAAGGCCAUUCGCAGCCUAACGAAAGCUCUCAAGGCAAAUACUACUGUUGGCUUUAAAUUUUGCCUGGAAGCUUCGAAAGCCAUAAUUUGCUGCUGCAGCUGGACUUACAACGACUGCAGCAGCUGCGACUCCCGCAGCAGCAGCAGCAGCAGCAGCAGAGGGGAAGGCCAGGACGUGGUAGAGGAGGCGUUGUCUCUAGUGCGGGUUGGAGCAGCAAAAUUGCUGGCAGCAAAAGAUCCUGCUGCUGCUGAUUUGCUGCUGCAGUAUCAGCAGCAAGUUGCCUGGCUGCUGCUGCUUUCGGGGCGGCCAGCAGAGGCGCAGCGCGAAUUUGCUGCUGCUGCUGCUGCUGCUGCUGCAGCCCCUCAGCAGCAGCAAACAGCACUCGAGGGACAAAUCCUUGCUGCUCUUUUUCAGACCAAAGCUGCUGAGGCGCAGCAGCUGCUGCACAAGGCCGAAGCGCUCCCAGUAAGACAAGUUUAA
This is a messenger RNA of Eimeria tenella, 801 nucleotides long. RefSeq lists its product as uncharacterized. Lineage: Eukaryota; Apicomplexa; Conoidasida; Eucoccidiorida; Eimeriidae. The coding region runs from base 1 to 801 and encodes 266 amino acids. The record is from RefSeq and is a predicted model, not a curated record. The transcript has 3 exons.